Messenger RNA from Planococcus citri (citrus mealybug), 2621 nucleotides. RefSeq lists its product as uncharacterized. Bases 116 to 2239 code for a protein of 707 amino acids. Lineage: Eukaryota; Metazoa; Arthropoda; Insecta; Hemiptera; Pseudococcidae. The transcript is spliced from 5 exons. The record is from RefSeq and is a predicted model, not a curated record.
UUAUUCAUAUCUUAUCGUGAGACCCAGCACUUUAAACACAAGAAAUCACGCACCACAAGUUUUUAUUUUUCGACGAAUACAAACGUUUUCAAUUUUAAUCAUUCCUUAGCUCAAAAUGGAGAUUACCAACGAACUACUGAGCAAGAUUCUAAGCGGAGAUUCAAAAUCCAAAGUUGCCAUUCUGGACUGGCACAUCGAAGAUAACAUAGCUCCAGGAAACAAUCACUUAUCGAUGCUCUCUCGUUUGAUGGUCGAAUACCAAAGAAAAGGUAAAAUUUUCAAGAAAUCGUUUAUUCUUAAAAUACCCUCGACUCAUCCUGCGUACAAUUUCGGAAUCAAAUUCAGACUGUACGAGAAAGAAUACCCUAUGUACACCGAAGUGCUCGAAGAAAUGUAUAAAAUCGAUGGCGAACACAUAGGCCCCAGAUUAUACUACACCGAUGAUAAAUACUCGUUGAUGAUGAAAGAUCUCUCUUUAUCCGGGUACAAAACUGCAGACCGCACCAAGCAGCUGGAUUUCGACCAUUGUUAUUUGGUUUUAAAGAAAUUAGCAAAAUUUCACGGUCUAUCGGUAAAGCUAAAUCAGUGUUCAAAAAUAACCCCAUCCAUUAAAGGAAAGCUAUGGAUAGACGGUAUUGAAUUGGACGAACGAGAUAAAGAAUUUCAUAGGAAUAGUUGUGAACAACUGGCAAAAAUUGCACAUCCCAAAUUCGGUCUUAAUGAAAAAUUACACCAAAUCAAAGCCGAUAUAUGCGACAUGUUACGUCAAGAAUUAACUUCAGAUCGAUUUACGUUUAAUGUUUUGAAUCAUGGAGAUUUAUGGCUGGGAAACACGUUAUUCAAAUACGACAAGUAUGGUGAUGUGAUGAAAGUAAAGUUUAUCGAUUUCCAGUUCUCGUCUUGGACAUCUCCGGUAUUCGAUAUAUUGGGUUUUACUAUCUGUAGUAUGCGGUUCGAUGUAUUCGAAAAACAUUUUGAUUUUUUAAUGCAAACUUAUAUCGAUACGUUGAACAAAACGUUGAAAUUUGGACAAUGUUAUUUGUAUUCGUUGGAAGAAUUGUAUCGUGAUAUGGAGAAUCUACCUGCAACUGUCAUCAUGAACCUAUGUAGUCGUUUGCCUCAAUUGUUACACGGGUAUGAAAAUUCAGGAGGAUAUGAAAUGUUUAUCAAAGAUGGUGAUUUUGACCAAGUGGGUUAUCACGAGCUUUUCUUCAAAAACGAGCUAUAUUUGAAAGUUUUGAAUCAAUGGAUUUCCUAUUAUCAUAAAAAAGCUAAAAAAGGACUUUCUUUGCCUCUCGAGAUGGAAAUCACCACCGAACUACUGAGUAAGAUUCUAAGCGGAGAUUCGUCGUCCAAAGCUGCCAUACUGGACUGGCACAUCAAAGAUGACAUAGCUCCAGGAAACAAUCACUCAUCGAUGCUCUCUCGUUUGAUGGUCGAAUACCAAAGAAAAGGUAAAAUAUUCAAAAAAUCGUUUAUCCUAAAAAUACCAUCGACUCAUCCCGUAUACACUAUCGGAGUCAGAUUCAAAAUGUACGAGAAAGAAUACCCUAUGUACACCGAAGUGCUCCAAGAAAUGUAUAAAAUCGAUGGCGAACACAUGGGCCCCAGAUUAUACUACACCGAUGAUAAAUACUCGCUGAUGAUGAAGGAUCUCUCUUUAUCCGGGUACAAAACAGCAGACCGCACCAAGCAACUGGAUUUCGACCACUGUUAUUUGGUUUUAAAGAAACUAGCCAAAUUUCACGGGCUAUCGGUAAAGUUGAAUCAGUGCUCAAAAAUAAACCCAGUUGUUAAAAGAAAGCUAUGGAUAGACACCACUGAACUGAACGAAGAAGACAAAGAAUACCCUAGAGAUUGUUGUGAACAAUUGGCAAAAAUUGUACUUCCUAAAUUCGGUCUUAAUGAAAAAUUUCACCAAAUCAAAAACCACAUAUUCGACAUGUGUUGCCAAGAAUUAACUUCAGAUCGAUUCACGUUCAAUGUUUUGAAUCACGGAGAUUUAUGGUUGGGAAACACGUUAUUCAAAUACGACAGGUAUGGUGAUGUGAUGAAAGUCAAGUUAAUCGAUUUCCAGUUCUCAUCCUGGUCAUCUCCAAUAUUCGAUAUAUUGGGUUUCACUAUCUGUAGUAUGCGGUUCGAUGUAUUCGAGAAACAUUUUGAUUUUUUAAUGGAAACUUACAUUAAUACGUUGAACAAAACGUUGAAAUUUGUAUUCGUUGGAAGAAUUGUAUCGUGAUAUGGAAAAUCUACCAGCUACUGUGAUAAUGAACCUGUGCAGUCGUUUGCCUCAAUUGUUACACGGAUAUGAAAAUCCAAAAGUGUAUGAAAUGUUUGUCAAAGAUGGUAAUUUUGACCAUGCCGCUUAUCACGAGAUAUUCUUCGAAAAUGAACAUUAUGUGAAAGUUUUGAAUCAAUGGAUUUCCUACUAUCAUAAAAAAGGUUUGUUCAAUUGGGAUUGACGAGGCAUCUCUAUACAGAACGUUGAAGAAAAUGGGUCAAUCCAUACGUUGCGUUGGCGAAUUACCAGUACAGUAUUUUUCUUCCAGAAAUAAUUUAGCAAAAUCAUUUAAAAUUUUUAAUUAACGUUUGUACUUAUGAAUAGAGUCAAUUUGUUUAGA